This is a messenger RNA of Knipowitschia caucasica, 1989 nucleotides long. The record is from the annotation of a GenBank genome assembly. NCBI's taxonomy places the organism in Eukaryota, Metazoa, Chordata, Actinopteri, Gobiiformes, Gobiidae.
AUGGCCCUGUGGUUUCCCCCAACGCUCUCUCCAUAUGACUCCUUUAAACCAGGGGACAACUACUUUCACACGAAGUUAAUCAUGUCUAAAGGACCAGCUGUUGGCAUUGACCUGGGCACCACCUACUCCUGUGUAGGAAUUUUCCAACAUGGGAAAGUGGAAAUUAUUGCCAACGAUCAGGGCAACAGGACCACACCCAGCUAUGUGGCCUUCACAGACUCUGAGAGGCUGAUCGGUGACGCAGCUAAGAACCAGGUUGCUAUGAACCCAACUAACACCGUAUUUGAUGCUAAGCGGUUGAUUGGCAGACGUUUUGAAGAUGCAGUUGUUCAAUCCGAUAUGAAGCACUGGCCUUUUACAGUAAUUAGUGAAGAUGGGCGUCCUAAGGUGGAGGUUGAGUACAAGGGUGAGACAAAGUGCUUCUAUCCAGAAGAGAUCUCUUCUAUGGUGCUAACUAAGAUGAAGGAGAUCGCUGAAGCCUACCUUGGAAAGACUGUCUCAAAUGCUGUAGUCACCGUUCCUGCCUACUUCAAUGAUUCCCAGCGUCAGGCAACAAAAGAUGCUGGUGCUAUCUCUGGCCUUAAUGUCCUUCGUAUCAUCAAUGAGCCAACUGCUGCAGCUAUUGCCUAUGGCCUGGACAAGAAGGUGGGUGUUGAGAAGAACGUACUAAUCUUUGACCUCGGUGGUGGUACUUUUGACGUGUCCGUCCUGACCAUCGAAGAUGGAAUCUUUGAGGUCAAAUCCACUGCUGGAGACACUCACCUUGGUGGGGAAGAUUUUGACAACCGCAUGGUCAACCACUUUAUUGCAGAGUUCAAGCGCAAGAACAAGAAGGACAUCAGCGACAACAAGCGGGCAGUGCGUCGUUUGCGAACGGCCUGCGAGAGGGCAAAGCGCACCCUGUCUUCCAGCACCCAAGCUAGUAUUGAAAUCGACUCCCUCUACGAAGGAGUGGACUUCUACACCUCCAUCACCAGGGCCCGUUUUGAAGAGCUCAACGCUGACCUCUUCCGUGGAACCCUGGACCCAGUGGAGAAGUCUCUCCGUGAUGCUAAAAUGGACAAGGCGGCGAUCCAUGAAAUUGUAUUGGUCGGAGGCUCUACUCGUAUCCCCAAAAUCCAGAAACUGCUCCAGGACUUUUUCAAUGGCAAAGAGCUCAACAAGAGCAUCAACCCAGAUGAAGCUGUGGCGUAUGGAGCAGCCGUCCAGGCUGCUAUCCUCUGUGGGGACAAGUCUGAUAAUGUCCAGGAUCUUCUGCUUCUGGAUGUCACUCCUCUCUCUCUGGGUAUUGAGACCGCUGGUGGCGUCAUGACCUCCCUGAUCAAGCGCAACACAACCAUUCCUACAAAGCAGACCCAGACAUUCACCACAUACUCUGACAACCAACCCGGAGUGCUCAUUCAGGUUUACGAAGGCGAGCGUGCUAUGACCAAGGACAACAACUUGCUGGGCAAGUUUGAGUUAUCUGGCAUCCCACCGGCUCCUCGUGGCGUUCCCCAGAUCGAAGUGACGUUUGACAUUGACGCCAACGGCAUCAUGAACGUCUCUGCGGUGGACAAGAGCACUGGAAAGGAGAAUAAAAUCACAAUCACCAACGACAGUGGCCGGCUGAGCAAAGAAGACAUCGAGCGCAUGGUGCAGGAGGCUGAGAAAUACAAGGCAGAAGAUGAUGUACAGCGUGACAAGGUGUCUGCCAAGAAUGGACUGGAGUCAUACGCCUUCAACAUGAAGUCCACUGUGGAGGAUGAGAAGCUGGCUGGCAAGAUCAGUGAUGAAGACAAAACAAAGAUUCUGGAAAAGUGUAAUGAGGUGAUCAGCUGGCUGGACAAAAACCAGACUGCUGAAAAGGAUGAAUAUGAGCACCAGCAGAAGGAGUUGGAGAAGGGGGGAUGCCAGGAGGCAUGCCAGGCGGGUUUGGAGGAGCUGGUGGUGCCCCCUCUAGUGGUGGAGGUGCUGGACCUACCAUUGAAGAAGUCGAUUAAAAGUUAA